AUGUUGAGAUCGUUGUUGCAAAGUGGCCACCGCAGAGUGGCUGCCUCGUCGUGCGCCACUAUGGUGCGUUGCAGUUCAUCGUCGACCUCCGCGUUGGCGUAUAAGCAGAUGCAUAGACACGCCGCAAGGCCCCCAUUGCCCACCUUGGACACCCCUUCGUGGAACGCCAACAGUGCCGUCUCAUCCAUCAUCUAUGAGACCCCAGCCCCCUCUCGUCAGCCAAGAAAACAGCACGUCUUGAACUGUUUGGUGCAGAACGAGCCCGGUGUCCUGUCCAGGAUCUCUGGGACUUUGGCCGCCAGAGGAUUCAACAUCGACUCGUUGGUUGUGUGCAACACCGAGGUCAAGGACCUGAGCAGAAUGACCAUCGUCUUGCAAGGCCAAGAUGGUGUCAUCGAGCAAGCACGCAGACAGAUCGAGGACCUGGUCCCCGUCUACGCCGUCCUCGACUACACCAACUCCGAGAUCAUCAAGAGGGAGUUGGUCAUGGCCAGAAUCUCCUUGCUAGGUACAGAGUACUUUGAAGACCUGCUGUUGCACCACCACACUUCCACCAGCUCCGGUGGCGCCGACGCCAACGAGUUAGUUGCCGAAAUCAGAGAAAAGCAAUUCCACCCUGCCAACUUGCCCGCCAGUGAGAUCUUAAGAUUGAAGCACGAGCACUUGAACGACGUCACCAAUUUGACCAACAACUUCGGUGGUCGUGUCGUCGACAUCAGCGAAACCAGCUGUAUCGUCGAGCUUUCCGCCAAGCCCACCCGUAUUUCCGCCUUCUUGAAGCUGGUUGAGCCAUUCGGUGUUCUAGAGUGUGCAAGAAGCGGUAUGAUGGCACUGCCAAGAACUCCUUUAAAGACAAGCAUCGAGGAGGCCGCCGACGAAGACGAGAAGAUCAACGAAAUCGUCGACAUCUCCCAAUUGCCACCUGGUUAA
Molecule: messenger RNA, 930 nt
Organism: Saccharomyces eubayanus
Lineage: Eukaryota; Fungi; Ascomycota; Saccharomycetes; Saccharomycetales; Saccharomycetaceae
Gene: ILV6
Product: acetolactate synthase regulatory subunit
Exons: 1
Coding region: 1-930 (309 amino acids)
Biological process (GO): branched-chain amino acid biosynthetic process
Cellular component (GO): mitochondrial nucleoid; acetolactate synthase complex
Molecular function (GO): acetolactate synthase regulator activity
Source: RefSeq, a predicted model, not a curated record